AUGCGCUUGCAACCUAUUUUGAAAGAGUUUAGUAAACCGAUCCUGCAUUGCCAGCAGCGCCUCAUCAAAUCCACAGAAGGACUAGCUGAAGCACAACAAUCUCUUGUGGUUGAUCAGAUGAACAACAGCAUAAUUGCACAGGCUAAACACUUCACUGUAGAGGUUAUUAGAUUACAAGAGCUUGAGGAGAAAAUUUUAAAACAGAAAUCAAAACUUGAUUGGCUUAAAUGGGGUGAUGGAAAUAACUCAUACUUACGUGCUUCUAUUAAAGCUAAAGCCAAUACCAAAAAUAUGACAAAGUUGGUUAAAGAAGAUGGCUUAAUAUUGACUGCACAAAGUGAUAUUGAAGCUGAAGUUGUGAGUUACUAUACCAAUCUGCUAGGCACAGCUGACAGUAGUGUGUUGCAUAUUUAUUUGGCUUCCAUGAGGGUUGGACCGCAUUUGAACAUGGAUCAACGUGAAAUGCUCUUGGCUCCCAUUAGUGAGAAAGAGAUUCAUACGACUCUCUUAGGCAUUAUGGAUUUGAAAUCGUCGGAGAUAGAUGGCUAUGGACCCUUUUUUUAA
This is a messenger RNA of Lathyrus oleraceus (garden pea), 564 nucleotides long. RefSeq lists its product as uncharacterized. The record is from RefSeq and is a predicted model, not a curated record. Bases 1 to 564 code for a protein of 187 amino acids. Lineage: Eukaryota; Viridiplantae; Streptophyta; Magnoliopsida; Fabales; Fabaceae. The transcript has a single exon.